This is a messenger RNA of Protopterus annectens (West African lungfish), 814 nucleotides long. RefSeq names its product adenylate kinase 6 (gene AK6). Gene Ontology annotation, cellular component: cytoplasm; nucleus. The record is from RefSeq and is a predicted model, not a curated record. Gene Ontology annotation, molecular function: AMP kinase activity; ATP binding; ATP hydrolysis activity. Lineage: Eukaryota; Metazoa; Chordata; Ceratodontiformes; Protopteridae. The coding region runs from base 104 to 691 and encodes 195 amino acids. The transcript is spliced from 6 exons.
AUGCCUGAAUAGAUGAAAAAUGCUCAUUGGUGGAGAUGGGUAGUUGCUGUAUCCUUUACAAAACACCGUGUAGUAGUAGUGCUUUCCACAUGUCUAAUAGAAAAUGAUGAAGCAACCAAACAUUUUGCUUACAGGGACGCCAGGAGUUGGGAAGACCACCCUGGGUAAGGAGUUGGCAGAAAGGACAGGACUGACCUACAUUAAUGUAGGAGACCUAGCAAAAGAAGGUGAGCUGUAUGAAGGGUACGAUGAAGAGUAUCAGUGCCCAAUUUUGGAUGAAGAUCGGGUAGUUGAUGAGCUGGAAGACAAAAUGACAGAUGGAGGAGUUAUUGUAGAUUAUCACGGCUGUGAUUUCUUUCCAGAACGAUGGUUUCAUAUAGUCUUUGUGCUUCGUACCGAUAACUCCAUUCUUUAUGAUAGGUUGGAACGCAGAAGACCUGUCAGAAGGCGACAGUAUCUGUUUUCUGGCUGUGAGUAUUUAAUAUCUGCACACAAGGCCAGAGGCUAUAAAGGAAAAAAGCUUCAAGGCAACCUUGACUGUGAGAUUUUUCAGACCAUCUAUGAAGAGGCCAUGGAAUCAUACAAGAAAGAAAUAGUUCAUCAGCUACCCAGUAAUGAUCCAGACGACCUUGAACAAAAUUUAGAUCAGAUCAUUCAGUGGAUUCAGCAAUGGAUGGUGGACAAUAACUAAACAUAUGCUUAAACAAACUUUAUAGCCAUUGCACAUUUUUUUGCAGAAUUCCAGAAGUUUUAUUUCUAAGCUCUUGGUGCAGAAUAAAAUGUCUAAAGAAGAAAAAAAUAAUUUUUAUUUGAA